Vigna angularis (adzuki bean) is the source of this 930-nucleotide messenger RNA. RefSeq names its product 50S ribosomal protein HLP, mitochondrial. Gene Ontology annotation, molecular function: structural constituent of ribosome; large ribosomal subunit rRNA binding. Gene Ontology annotation, biological process: translation. Gene Ontology annotation, cellular component: ribosome; mitochondrial large ribosomal subunit. NCBI's taxonomy places the organism in Eukaryota, Viridiplantae, Streptophyta, Magnoliopsida, Fabales, Fabaceae. The record is from RefSeq and is a predicted model, not a curated record. The coding region runs from base 170 to 682 and encodes 170 amino acids. The transcript has 4 exons.
UAUGGACUUCAAAAUUCAAAAGAAUACAGGCCCAUUAUAUACUACUACUAAACUAUGCCCGUUAAGCUUUGGGCAAGAGUAGAAGAAUUGGAAGCUGCAGUGCUGCAGCCGCGUGGAAAAGUUCGUGUCUUUAUUUUGAUAGGGAUUAAGAAGACUUCAAAUUUCGAAUAUGGCUGCAACCUUUGCUUCGAGAUGUUCUCGCGGUAACCCAAUUUUGGGUCGUUCUCUGUUUGGUGGAUUAAGCAACAGUUCCCCUGGUUUAUUUACGACAUCACAUGAGAUAACAUGCAACAAUAUGUUUACUCAGCAACAACGCACCUUCAUACAGAUGAGGACCGUUCUCAAGGUUGUGGAUAACUCGGGGGCUAAAAAGGUGAUGUGUAUACAGGCAUUGAAAGGGAAGAAAGGAGCAAGAUUAGGUGACACAAUAAUAGCAUCAGUGAAGGAAGCACAUCCUAAUGGAAAAGUGAAGAAAGGAAAGGUUGUAUACGGGGUAGUUGUGCGUGCAGCAAUGCCAAAGGGACGUUGUGAUGGCAGUGAGGUCAAGUUUGAUGAUAAUGCUGUGGUGCUUGUUGACAAGCAAGGCCAACCUAUUGGAACCAGAGUUUUUGGACCAGUGCCUCAUGAGCUGAGACAAAAGAAACAUGUCAAGAUUCUUACCUUGGCAGGGCACAUUGCAUAAAUGAGAAAAAAAGGGUCAUCCUUAAUUUUUUGAGUUCCAAUAUCACAUCUACCAUUUUGAUGUUUUGGAUUUUUUUUGGUGUGAUGUGUAAGUGUAAUAAUUUUUCAAUUUAGGAGAAGUAAAACAGGAGGUGCAGAAGACUUCUACUUAAAUGACUACAACUUUAUUUGGUUUCUGACCUGAAAAUGAACUAGGGACACAAAAUUUGAUGUGUUCUUCAUGUGUAAUAUAUCGACCAUUUAUGAUUA